This is a messenger RNA of Ochlerotatus camptorhynchus, 3262 nucleotides long. Its product is annotated as organic cation transporter protein-like. The coding region runs from base 1021 to 2772 and encodes 583 amino acids. Gene Ontology annotation, molecular function: transmembrane transporter activity. Gene Ontology annotation, cellular component: membrane. The record is from RefSeq and is a predicted model, not a curated record. NCBI's taxonomy places the organism in Eukaryota, Metazoa, Arthropoda, Insecta, Diptera, Culicidae. The transcript has a single exon. Gene Ontology annotation, biological process: transmembrane transport.
UAACUUAUAUAACUGUUAAGCUUUUGGCUGAUUAAAAUCAUCAGAUUUAGAUGUUUAAAAGCUGAACAAAGGUUAACGUGAUUUAAGUACAACAAUUAUUCAAACUAAGGCUGAAUUAAAAUCGAUUGAACAACACUUGUUAAGCAUCAAAUUGUUACCUGGGCGUUGCGUCACAACACACUCCAGCCCAUUUAAGAGCAUCGAAAAUGAACAAUCAAAUUAACUACCAUCACUGGCAACGCUGCAUCAAUCGAGUGACCAGCCGGAAUCACCCACCUUAACAACGUGCGUCACUCAUACGCACUCAAGCAACCGCGAUGUGGCUCUCUUUUUGUUUACACUACAUCUCCAAACUGAGCUUGCUGCAUGUGUAAUAAAUUUUCCCCAUGUCGAUUCAGCCGCGAAGAGCGACUAUCGUCUCCCAUGUAUUAGAAGCGGCAGCGGCGGAAGCGGCGACGGCGCAAUAUGUGCACUUCUCACACCCGUUCCGCUGUUUUCCGCUUUGCCCUCAGUCUUGUCUAGUGAGGCUCGGGUCGGGACGUGCAGACCGAUUCGCGAGAGCGCCUGCCAGCAUUCUUCCGUCAACACGCGUUCGGUUCGGACCUUUAUCGCGGUUCCUCCGGCUACCAGGGACAGCAGCCCGCCUGGCUCCUAGAGAACAUAGAAGAGAGAAUUCGUGUUGGAGUUGUGUGCACGUUGUAAAGGAAAACGGAGCGGGACUUAUUUUUAGUGCCCAUUCACAAGCAGUGCUUUAGAAGGAAGAUACAAAAUGUUGGGCAACGACUGUGACGUACGCAUUUGCUGACUAUUUUAGGUGCCUUUUUUUUUAGUGAUCGUCGGUUGCCCUAGAAAAGACUUGAACCGAUACUAGACAGAGGCAGAAGAGGACAAGUGCGUGUGCAGUUAAGAAAACCGAAACUGACGAACGGGUGCGGUGGCAAAAGUUGUGUGACGGCAAACAUUCAAAGCAAGAGUGUGCGCAUCUGUGACGGAACGUGAACCAAUCGAUAUUUCGAAAAAAUGGGAUACGACGAGGUGCUAACGCAUCUGGGCGGCUUCGGCCGGUACCAGAAGAAAAUCUACGUCCUACUAUGCCUGCCGGCAAUAAGCUGUGCAUUUCAUAAGCUGGCCGGCGUGUUUCUGCUGGCGACGCCGGAUUACCGGUGCAAAUUGCCGUUCGAGGCGGAUAAUGCCACGUUCGAACUUCCACCGGAUGUGCUAUCGAUGGCCUAUCCGAUGGAGUCAUCCACUGGAAAGUACUCCACGUGCACGUACUUCGAUGCAAAUUUUACCGACGAUUAUCUGAACGGAGGAACACCGGCUAAGGAAGUGGUUAGCUGCAAUAGUUGGAUCUAUGAUCGAUCAAAGUUCGAGAGCAGUGUGGUAACGGAUUGGGACAUAGUGUGUGACCGGAGUUGGCUCCGAGCGUCGGCGGAUUCUCUUUUUAUGGUUGGCGUCAUGUUGGGCAGUAUUGUGUUCGGUUGGCUAUCGGACAAGUACGGACGUAAGCCGAUAUUCUUCGCAUCAUUGGUGGCCCAAUUGAUAUUUGGAGUGCUGGCCGCAAUAGCGCCGGAAUUCUUCACCUAUACGAUAGCGCGAAUGUUGGUUGGAGCUACGACCUCCGGUGUCUUCCUGGUGGCCUACGUCAUAGCUAUGGAAAUGGUUGGACCUAGUGAUCGUCUGUACGCCGGAGUUGUAUGCAUGAUGUUCUUCUCGGUGGGCUAUAUGUUGACGUCGGUAUUCGCUUACUUCAUCAACGACUGGCGUGCGCUGCAGAUUGCCCUGACGUUGCCGGGAAUUCUGUUCCUCAGCUAUUGGUGGUUCAUUCCGGAGUCUUCGCGAUGGCUCAUCUCCAACAAUCGCCCAUCGGAAGCUAUCGCUCUGAUAAAGAAGGUUGCCAAAUCGAACAGGGUUACCGUCCCGGAAGAUGUGCUGGAUAAACUGGUCGAAGAGGACAAAGCCGCUCUGGAAACGGACAAGAAUGAACCCAAACCUUCACUGAUCGAUAUCUUCAAGCACCCAAAUCUACGACAGAAAGCCCUGUUGAUCUUCUUCGAUUGGUUCGUCAAUAGCGGAACCUACUAUGGGCUGUCCUGGAACACCAACAAUCUCGGUGGUAACCAAUUGUUAAACUUUGUCAUCAGUGGAGCCGUGGAAAUUCCUGCCUAUACGUUCCUGUUGUUUACCCUGAAUCGCUGGGGUCGCCGCACUAUCCUGUGCGGUUGUAUGAUCUUCGCCGGUGUAAUGCUGCUAUCUACGAUGUUCGUCCCGAGUGAUCUACCCGUGCUGAUCAUAGUGCUUGCCAUGCUCGGCAAACUAGCCAUCACUUCCAGCUACGGCACGGUGUACGUCUUCUCCGCCGAACAGUUCCCCACCGUCAUCCGGAACGUGGCCCUUGGAGCUGCGUCGACUUCGGCCCGUGUAGGUGGCAUCCUUGCUCCGUACUUCAAUCUUCUGGGAGACUACUGGACGCCGCUUCCUCUGUUGAUCUUCGGUGCGAUGUCAUUUACCGGUGGUCUUCUAUCGCUGCUCUUACCGGAGACACAUAACCAAAAGCUGCCGGAAACGAUUGCCGAUGGGGAAAACUUUGGCAAGGUGAAAGUCGUGCCCGGCGAAGACAGCCGUCGGGAUGUGGAGAACAAGACUGCCGAAGAGAUGCAGGUGCUGAAUGCGGCCACCCUUAAUGGGGACCUUCCGCACUCGACGCUGGUGAAGCGUGCUAAUGAGAAACAAAUCCCGGAGGCGGAGGAGGAGGAAUACGAUGAGAAGUAACGAGUGUGUUAGAAUGACGAGUAUUACGUAUCUCUUAGUAACUGAUAUGUGUGUGUCUGUCUGUGUAUUAGGAAGAUAGUUAGGUGUAGAUUAUUUAUGUAAACUAAAAUUCAAUCAAACGACGAUCAGAUCGCCCCUGUUGAGUGAAGGCAUGAAGCUCCGAGUAUUUGAUUUCCCAUAAAUCUCAAUCGAAGGAAUCUGUCUGAACGACUGGACCGGGGAGAAGGCGGGAAGAGGAGAGGGGAAUUGAGUUUCCCCUUUUCUUGUAGUUUUGAUUGGUUGCCAAGCAUAUCGUACGAUGCUGCUCGGCUGCCAUCAUCUGAUGCCAAAUGAUGGUAGUUGCGAGCGAGCAAGUCAGCAAACAUGCGCUCGGUCGGUCGGUUAGUGACGUUGUUGGAAUAAUAGGUGAGGAGGAAAAUAUGGAACUGAGAAGAGAAGAGUGACCACCGGCCUUCUUUUGAAUUGUUGCUGCAUUCUGGCACGAUAAUUG